Quercus robur (English oak) is the source of this 2160-nucleotide messenger RNA. Its product is annotated as O-fucosyltransferase 1. The record is from RefSeq and is a predicted model, not a curated record. The transcript is spliced from 10 exons. The coding region runs from base 159 to 1751 and encodes 530 amino acids. Gene Ontology annotation, cellular component: trans-Golgi network; endosome; cytoplasm. Lineage: Eukaryota; Viridiplantae; Streptophyta; Magnoliopsida; Fagales; Fagaceae.
UGAGUCUCGGAUAUGCGACCCAGACAACCCAAGUUACUGUCUGAAAUUGUCUAGUGUACUCUCUCGCUCCUGUCGCUGCCAGUCACUGAUAAGCGGUAGCAGUCAAGAAGAGAGGAAACUUUGAAAAACACAAAUUUCAAUUUCAAAAUCCAACAAUAAUGAGAAGGCUAGGGCAUCAUCGGCUGCAGCACCCGAAGCAAGGAGGAGGAGGAUUGAAGAACAUGAUGGGGAGGUUAUCCAUCGCGGUGGUGGUUCUCUUGAUCUGCACCGUUUCCUUGCUACUUUCAUUUUCCUCCACCUCCACCUCCACCAAAGCCGAUUCUCGAUCCGCUGCCUAUCGCUCCCAGAUUAAUGUAGAAGAACUUUGGAGAAGCGCUGAUUUUGGUGGUUGGAGGCCAUCUUCUGCUCCACGAUCUGAUUGGCCUCCUCCUCCAGCUCCAAGUGAGAGUAAUGGCUAUCUACGUGUGCGCUGUAAUGGUGGUCUGAACCAGCAACGUAGUGCGAUUUGUAAUGCGGUCCUUGCUGCACGAAUCAUGAAUGCUACACUAGUGCUACCUGAGUUGGACGCAAACUCCUUUUGGCAUGAUGAUAGUGGUUUCUAUGGUAUCUAUGAUGUUGAACAUUUUAUCAGUACAUUGAGGUUUGAUGUUCGGAUUGUUGAACGUAUACCAGAAAUUCGCAAAAAUGGGAAAACCAAGAAGAUUAAAGCUUUUCAGAUUCGUCCCCCUAGAGAUGCUCCUAUCAGUUGGUAUACUACAGAUGCUCUAGAGAAGAUGAAGAAACAUGGUGCUAUUUAUCUUACCCCCUUUUCUCACCGUUUGGCAGAAGAAAUUGACAACCCUGAGUACCAAAGAUUGAGGUGCAGAGUUAACUAUCAUGCUCUAAGAUUUAAGCCACAUAUUAUGAAGCUAAGUCAAUCAAUAGUUGAUAAGCUCCGGUCACAAGGUCACUUCAUGUCUAUACAUCUUCGUUUCGAGAUGGAUAUGCUGGCAUUUGCUGGGUGCUUGGAUAUAUUUACCCCUAAAGAGCAAGAGAUAUUAAAGAAGUAUCGAAAGGAAAAUUUUGCUCCAAAAGUACUCAAUUACGGUGAAAGGAGGGCCAUUGGAAAAUGCCCAUUAACUCCAGAAGAGGUUGGGCUUAUUCUACGUGCUAUGGGGUUUGACAAUUCUACUCGAAUAUACCUGGCAGCAGGGGAACUUUUUGGUGGGGAUCGAUUCAUGAAACCAUUUCGGACGCUUUUUCCUCACCUUGAGAACCAUAGCUCUGUGGAACAUACAGAUGAGCUUGUUGAGAACACCAGGGGGCUGUUAGGGUCUGCUGUUGAUUACAUGGUUUGUCUCCUGUCUGACAUUUUCAUGCCAACAUAUGAUGGUCCAAGCAACUUUGCAAACAAUCUCCUCGGACACCGCCUCUACUAUGGCUUCCGGACUACAAUCAGACCUGACAGGAAAGCUCUUGCUCCUAUCUUCAUUGAUUGGGAGAAUGGGCGGAGAGCAGGUUUUGAUGAAGCUGUUAGGCGUGUCAUGCUCAAAACAAACUUUGGUGGACCCCACAAGCGGGUCCCACCAGAGUCUCUCUAUACAAAUUCUUGGCCUGAAUGUUUCUGUCAAACUUCACCACAGAAUCCUGCAGACAAAUGUCCCCCAGAUGAUGUUCUGCAAAUUCUAAGUGACCGGUUGAAGAGUGAAACAACCGAUGACUUGAAACCAUUGACCCCAUUAAACUUGACAGUAUCUGAGGCAGAAAGAUAAGAAUUUUGACUUCUAGCUGGUGUUAUUCUACAUCCUCAGUGAUAAAUCAGAUUGGAAAGAAUGGGUUUUUUUCGACGGUAUCAGCCUUUCAGUUAUUCUUGCUGGCAUUCAUCUUAAGAGAUGUGGUUAGCAAAUCUGUUAGGUUUUGGAGGUUCAUGUUUCCUGAGGUUUGGACCACAGUAUUACAUCAUACGGAUAACUGGUGUGUUGGUCGGAGCACACAUUAGCUGGAUUUUGUCAAAAGAUUUCUACAAUUUGUAUAAUAAAAUAUAAUACUAACUGAUAAUGAAUGAUGAUAUUUGGUUGACUUGCCCAAAUGUGUAGAAUUGUAUAUCACUGACCAUAAUUUACCAACAAUGUUUAGGAUUGGUUUGAUCAAUAAUAUGCUCGUAGGUUACAUUUUGUCAAA